ACGACAACGCAUAUUAGCUAAGUGCUAGCAUUUGUUUGAGGCAGAUAAACGCGUUCAGACUGAACUCAGGCUGUAAGAAAUUGGUAUGUAACAUAGAGUAAGUUUACCUUUGUAGUCCUUUUAUCUGAUAUACUCCGUGUUCGUUUUCACGGACGGAUUAAACCUCCAUUGGUUCGGUUAGUUGUUUAAUGCUAAGUGGCUAAUGCUGAUCGGUAAAUGGGCAUUAGCCAAACGGCUGGUUAAGAACUCGGUUGUAACGGGCGGACUAACGGAAUUCACCCGGGGAUGUGUUAGUGUCCUAUGGAGCGGGCUGACCGGGGGAAAGACACCAGACUGCUGAAGAACCAACUGUACGACGAGAGUCUGGAGGUGGUCGACUGAGAGAUAGCGAGCGUCUACAGCCCGUCUCCCCGCAGCCAGCAGCGGUCAGAGUUUAGGAGGAGCUGGAAAGAGCGUGGCCUGAUGUCGGCCAACAGUGACGAGUUUGAUGAGGACCACAAGCCUCAGAGGUCCAACGAGCCAACCGGCAGACAGCCUGGGGCCAGUCCAAAUGAGGAGGACGAGGAGGAAGAAGAGGAAGAGGAGGACUCCGAUGAAGAGGACUCCGAUGAUGACGACGAGCCUGGCGAGGCUCCAGAGGGGGCUUAUGACCCCGCAGACUACGCCAACCUGCCCGUCAGCACAGAGAUCAAAGAGCUGUUCCAGUACAUCACGCGAUACAGCCCUCAGACCGUAGAGCUGGAGCACAGCCUGAAGCCCUUCAUCCCAGACUUCAUCCCAGCUGUGGGAGACAUCGACGCCUUCCUGAAGGUACCGAGGCCGGAUGAUAAAUCAGACAGUCUGGGUCUGCUGGUUCUGGACGAGCCAAGUGUGAAACAGUCAGAUCCCACGGUGCUGUCGCUGUGGCUGUCAGAGGAAACCAAACAACAUGGAGCCACUGAGUUGAAGAAGGUAACCAGCGUUGCCAGUCCUCAGACUAACCCUCGGGCAGUUGACAGCUGGGUGGAGAGUAUCAGCGCACUGCACCGCUCCAAACCUCCAGCAAGCGUUCAGUACAGUAGAGCGAUGCCGGACAUUGACAGUCUGAUGCAGGAGUGGCCCGCCGAGCUGGAAGAGCUGCUGGGACGCCUGCAGCUGCCUCCCGCCCGCCUGGAAUGCAGCCUGCCCGAGUACACCGACAUUAUCUGCGGCCUGCUGGACAUCCCUGUUUACAACAGCAGGAUCCAGUCUCUGCACCUGCUGUUCAACCUCUAUUUGGAGUUCAGAGACUCUCAGCACUUCACACGCAGAGCUUAGAGAGAGGCUGGAUUAUCCACAACAAAGUGAUACACAUUGGAAGAAAACCUGUAUAUACAGUAUACAGAAAGUAGUGAAAGCCGAUGUUAAAUGAUUUCAUGUCUGUAUUCUGGCUGCUUAUUUAUGUGACACCUCAACGUGUCGUAGCAGCUGUUUAUUGGUCCAGAAAUUUCUUGGGUCAGAGGUGAGAAAAUGUUCAGGAUGUCCUCAGUUUGAUUUUCUCCUGUUUACUUUAUAUUUUUAAACUCUCAAAUAAAAGCAAGAAUGCCUUUAAAACACACUAAAUUUUCUAUAUAAAUUUAGUUGUUUUUGUGUUUUACAGCACAUUACACACCACUUAUUUAUUAUGAUGGAUGUGUAAACAGAUACUUCAGUGGUUUUAAUGACUUUACACAGAACACAGCCUAAUUAUUAUUUUUAUUAGCAGAAGGAAAACUAUGUUUUUCUCUCAUUUCCUUUAACUUUUUGUACAUUGACAAGUGAGUUUCAGGCCUCACAGACAAUAAAGAUAUUGGAGAAAAGA
Messenger RNA from Plectropomus leopardus (leopard coralgrouper), 1819 nucleotides. RefSeq names its product intraflagellar transport 46 homolog (Chlamydomonas) (gene ift46). Gene Ontology annotation, biological process: intraciliary transport; cilium assembly. NCBI's taxonomy places the organism in Eukaryota, Metazoa, Chordata, Actinopteri, Perciformes, Serranidae. The record is from RefSeq and is a predicted model, not a curated record. Gene Ontology annotation, cellular component: microtubule organizing center; motile cilium; intraciliary transport particle B.